AUGUUUGAAAACAGACUUAUAAAACAUUCCUCUACUGUUGGAGGUAAUGAGCUAAGACGUCGGAGAGUUGAAGUUAGUGUGGAGCUUAGAAAGGCCAAGAAAGAUGAACAGAUUCUUAAGAGAAGGAAUGUGACUUCCUUUCCAGAAGACGAGGUUCUCUCCCCUGAACAAAAAUGUCAACAGCAUGUAGAGGUUCCUUCUCUUUCCAUAGAUGAGAUACUAGAAGGCAUAUAUUCUGGAAACCCAGACCUUGAACUGAAAUGCACACAAUCUGUAAGGAAAAUGUUGUCUCGGGAAAGGAAUCCUCCAUUAAAUGACAUAAUUGAAGCUGGAUUAAUACCCAAGAUGGUGUAUUUCUUGAGCUACCAUGAUGACAGCACUUUGCAGUUUGAAGCAGCUUGGGCACUUACAAAUAUUGCUUCUGGCACAUCUGAACAGACAAAAGCUGUGGUUGAUGGAGGAGCCAUUCCUGCUUUCAUAUCUUUGAUCUCCUCACCACAUAUGCAAAUUAGUGAGCAGGCAGUGUGGGCCUUGGGAAACAUUGCUGGUGAUGGUCCACUCUACAGAGAUGCACUGAUCAAUUGCAAUGUGAUUUCACCACUUUUGGCCUUGGUUUCACCCCAGACUCCGAUUGGCUUUCUUCGGAACAUUACAUGGACCCUGUCUAACCUAUGUAGAAACAAAAACCCAUACCCACCUAUGCAAGCUGUUCUUCAAAUCCUACCAACUCUAACACAGCUCUUGCACCAUGAAGACAAGGACAUCUUAUCAGAUACAUGUUGGGCAAUGUCUUAUCUCACCGAUGGUGCCAAUGAUAGGAUUGAUGUGGUUGUAAAGACUGGGGCUGUGGACAGACUGAUGCAUUUAAUGCAGAGUCAGGAGCUCAGUAUUUUGACACCAGCAUUGCGUACUGUUGGGAACAUAGUCACUGGAACAGAUAAACAAACCCAGGUAGCCAUAGAUGCUGGAGUCUUGUCUGUGUUGCCUCAGCUCCUUCGGCAUCCGAAGUCAAGUGUUCAGAGGGAAGCAGCGUGGGCACUUAGUAAUAUUGCAGCAGGUCCAGCUCCUCAGAUUCAACAACUUAUUACUUGUGGCCUCCUACCACCACUGGUGGAACUUCUCCAUAAGGGUGACUUUAAAGCACAGAAAGAGGCGGUGUGGGCAGUGACCAACUACACUAGUGGGGGCACUGUGGAGCAGGUAGUACAGUUAGUGCAUAGUGGAGUGCUGGAACCACUUCUCAACCUACUAACAGUUAAGGACAGUAAAACUAUCUUGGUAAUUUUAGAUGCCAUCUCCAACAUAUUUCUGGCUGCUGAAAAACUGGGUGAGUUGGACAAACUAUGUUUAGUUGUAGAAGAGUUGGGAGGACUAGAAAAGAUUGAAGCUCUACAGACACAUGACAACCACAUGGUUUAUCAUGCUGCUUUGGCACUUAUAGAGAAAUACUUCUCAGGCGAGGAGGUGGAUGACAUGGCUGUACUGGCACCCGAAGCUACUAAGGACACCUACAAAUUCCAAGCUCCAAAUGUGCAGAAAGAAACUUUCAAUUUCUAA
Molecule: messenger RNA, 1557 nt
Organism: Bufo bufo (common toad)
Lineage: Eukaryota; Metazoa; Chordata; Amphibia; Anura; Bufonidae
Product: importin subunit alpha-5-like
Exons: 11
Coding region: 1-1557 (518 amino acids)
Biological process (GO): NLS-bearing protein import into nucleus
Cellular component (GO): cytoplasm; nucleus
Molecular function (GO): nuclear import signal receptor activity; protein binding
Source: RefSeq, a predicted model, not a curated record